Messenger RNA from Penicillium oxalicum, 993 nucleotides. RefSeq names its product putative mitochondrial dicarboxylate carrier protein. The record is from RefSeq and is a predicted model, not a curated record. Lineage: Eukaryota; Fungi; Ascomycota; Eurotiomycetes; Eurotiales; Aspergillaceae. Gene Ontology annotation, biological process: transmembrane transport. Bases 1 to 993 code for a protein of 330 amino acids. Gene Ontology annotation, molecular function: oxoglutarate:malate antiporter activity. The transcript is spliced from 2 exons.
AUGGCAUCACGGUCGAUCAAGGACACCGCGCUGUCCGCGCAGCGAACCACCAAAGCGGCCAUGGAGAACCCGGCCGCCGCCACUACCACUGUCCUCCACCAUCCCUACAUGCGGGCCGCGCUUCCCUUCAUCAACGGUGGCCUCGCCGGCAUGACCGCGACUGUGGUCAUUCAACCCGUUGACAUGGUCAAGGUUCGUCUGCAGCUCGCCGGUGAGGGGGCCCGUACAGGUCCUCGGCCCUCUGCACUCGGCAUCACCAAGGAGAUCAUUGCCUCGGGCAAAGUAAUGGACUUGUACACCGGACUCUCUGCGGGCCUCCUGCGUCAAGCCGUGUACACGACCGCUCGUCUCGGCUUUUUUGAUACCUUCAUCAAGAAACUCAACAAGCGUGCCGAGGGCCAAGGACGCAAGAUCACCUUUACUGAACGCGCCGCCGCGGGUCUCUCGGCCGGUGGCAUUGCCGCGAUGAUUGGCAACCCAGCCGAUCUGGCCCUUGUGCGUAUGCAAUCCGACGGGUUGAAGCCACCUGCGGCUCGUGCCAACUACCGCUCCGUGUUCGAUGCCCUGGUCCGCAUCUCCAAGCAGGAAGGACUCGCGGCUUUAUGGUCGGGGGCUUUGCCUACCGUGGUGCGCGCCAUGGCCCUCAACAUGGGCCAGCUGACUUUCUUCGCCGAGAGCAAGGCUCAGUUGAAGCAACACACCAGUCUUUCGCCACAGACCACCACCUUUGCCGCAUCCGCGAUCGCGGGAUUUUUCGCCAGUUUCCUCUCAUUGCCAUUUGACUUUGUCAAGACUCGACUGCAGAAGCAACAAAAGGAUCCAGCCACGGGCAAGCUGCCAUAUCGUGGAGUCCUCGACUGUGCCAAGAAGGUGGUUCAGGAAGAGGGGUGGAUGCGCUUCUACCGGGGAUUCGGCACUUAUUACGUGCGGAUCGCACCCCAUGCGAUGGUCACUUUGAUUGUGGCCGACUAUCUCAACCUGAUCACCAAAUAG